Messenger RNA from Papaver somniferum (opium poppy), 1491 nucleotides. Its product is annotated as lipid droplet-associated hydrolase. The record is from RefSeq and is a predicted model, not a curated record. Gene Ontology annotation, cellular component: lipid droplet. The transcript is spliced from 13 exons. Gene Ontology annotation, molecular function: lipase activity. Gene Ontology annotation, biological process: lipid storage. NCBI's taxonomy places the organism in Eukaryota, Viridiplantae, Streptophyta, Magnoliopsida, Ranunculales, Papaveraceae. Bases 182 to 1144 code for a protein of 320 amino acids.
CACUUGUUUCAUAACUAGCAAAUCGGCUAGUUAAAUGUACCGAUCAGCGAAAGAAGUAGAAUGCUCCGCCUUGUUCAUUUCUCUAAUUCUCUUCUUCCCAGACUCGCACCCUCUUCCCCCUUCGUUCAUCAGUUCCUGGGAUAAAGCGUAAUUACUUAGUGAAGUGUUCAAAUACUGAGAGAUGGUUGGAGAAUAUCUACUUUCAAAAGAGAGAAAACAAGCUUCUCUUCGUCUCUGCAAUGUCUCUAGUUUUAUGACGGAAUUGCUAGAAUUAAGCGCUGAAAACCCUUCAUUGCAUGUUGUAAUCAUCCCAGGAAAUCCAGGUGUGGUUCAGUUCUAUAAACAUUUUGUUGAAGGUGUGUAUGAGAUGCUUGAUGGAUGUGCUUCAGUAACAGCAAUUGGCCACAUUUCACAAACUAAAAAGAACUGGGAUUCGAACAGGUUAUUUUCGUUGCAAGACCAAAUUGAUCAUAAGGUGGCCUUUAUUAAUCAAGAGAUUCAGAAUACUGAAAUUCCUAUUUUCCUGGUGGGGCAUUCUAUUGGUUCGCAUAUGUCUCUGGAGGUUUUUAGGAGUCUACCAGAACGGGUGAAAUAUUGUGUAGGACUAUACCCGUUCUUGAGUUCAAACAAGGAAUCUGUUGCGCAGAAAGUAAUUGAAAAGAUCUCAAUGUCCUCAAUUCUAUGUUCGGCGAUUAGUUGUAUUGUAUCAGCACUGGGCUUACUUCCAAGACGCCUCACCAGGUUUCUCGUGAAAAGAUCUGUUGGGAAGUCAUGGUCUACUGCAUCAGUUGAGGCUCUUUGUGGUCACCUGCUGCAGUACCACACAAUGCGGAAUAUCCUCUUUCUGGCAAAGACAGAGUUCGAGAAGUUUGCCCAAGAGCCAGAUUGGAUAUUUAUGAAGGAAAAGCAGGAUCAAAUUUCCUUUUUAUUUGGGAUCGAUGAUCACUGGGGCCCACUGACAAUGUUUGAAGAGAUUUCCAAGAAGGUCCCAAAUGUAGCUUUAUCAAUCGAGAAAGAGGGGCAUACACAUUCAUUUAGUUGCACCGAGGCAGGCUCAGUGUGGCUUGCUGACCAUGUAGUAAGCGUGAUUAAGCAUCAAUUACAAGUUAAAGCUGACAGAGUCAAAGAUACAAUGGUUGGAUGAGAAUAGCUAUUAAAUUGGAAACUUUCCACAUUGGACUAACAGUCUUCAGCUGAUCUGAAGCACACUUUGCAGAACACCCACCAGGUUAAGGAUAUUUAUGUUAAUGGAUCUUUUCUGUACAAAAUCCAUGAUUAGAUCUCAAUAUACAAAGAUUACUGUUGAACAAUUACCAAGGAAAAAAAAGAUUACUGUUAAAACACAGAUUAUGUUUCUUUCAUGUUCCAAAUAUUUGACCAGACACUUCCUUUUCAUGGUUGUAUUAGUGGUCAGUAGUCAAAGGUCAAACACGUAAAAUAUUUAUUUCUUUUAGCACAGCAGCACAGGUGAUUAUUUCUUUAUGUUCCAGA